AAAUAAGAGCGCAGCCUUGUUUUUUUGCUCGACGGACGGUGAACACUCAACUCAAAACGGAUCGAGUGCAAGUGUCCUAAAUAACAACUUGCUUAUUCAAAUUUCGUCGGGCUCGCAGGCAGAUAAAUGAUUACAUUAAGCACCUGGUGGGCUGCUUCAUUCGUAGUCGGACGCAUCAUGUUAAUCUCGCGGGCUUGAGCAGUCGGCAGCGAAUGAUCGGACUCUGGGACACGGUGCGGUUAUCAUCACUCACUGCGUGUGACUAAGGGUCAUCGGCGGAAUGGAUCGGCUGAUAAACUACACGGACAUCCUGCUCAGGGUGCCCCCCUUGUUCCUGAUGGACAUCCUGAUGCGGCUCGAGUACGACGUCCCUGCCGACAGCCUCAAGGUUGUCGACGACCUGGCCAUCAUGCAGCCCUCCGAGAGGGUGAACAAUUACGAUGACUUGGUCUCGUCGACCGACCCGCUGGCCAUCAAGUCGAUCCUCUGGUAUCUCGCGAAGCUGUUUAUCUCAACGUCAGGCUGUCUGUUCGCCCUGGGCGUGUUCCUGCUGCCAAAGCCGUAUCUAAUCAACGUGUACAAAUUCCUCGGCUGCAUCGGCAUCAUGUUCAUCUCGUACUGGGCCAACGUGAGCACGACCAAGGCGGUGAUCGCGGCUAGGGAGAACAACGAGAUGAACCCGCACACGUCGAUCCUGCACAGCGUGCUCAGCCUCGACCUGCAGGGCGUGCUCGACUGGAACGAGGCCGCCCUGGCCAUCGUCAAGAACUACGUGGUGCAGUGCACUCUCGGUCUCACCUUCCAGCACAUCGAGCUCGGCCCGGCCAACCGGCUGAUGCAGCUGCUGACCAUGCCGGCCUUCAUGGCGCCGUCCGUGCUCGCCAUGCUGCCCGUGCCCGACUACAUGCUGCACCACUCGCCCGUCUUCGCGGCUCUGCUGCCCCUGGGAAAAAUCAAAAUGACUUGUUGGACCAGCGCUGUCCAGGUGUGCAACAACAUAGUCCAAGGCUACAGGUAUGCUCGUCAGUUUGUGAGUGACGUGGGUCUGACCGCGCUGCUGGAGAACGAGUGGGUCAGACUGCGAGUGCCGACAGUGCUGAGGACGUUUUGGAUGUUGCGAGUGGCUGAGCACACAAUCAGCGCGCUCUCCAAGUGCUUCUUCCUGAAAGAGCAGGAAGUGGACGCUUCUAAGUGCACCUCGGACACUUUGUUGGAGCUGCCACGGGAGCUGCUCGUGACAGGGUGUGAAACGCAGACGGCUGUGCUCGGAAUGACGAGCGUCAUUUCUUUUCUUUGCCACUAUGUCGGCAGCUUUUUCCAGUGGAUUUUGUUGACUGAGGAUGAAGACGACAGGAGCAUAGGCACCGUGUCGGCCAUCCUGUUUUUCAUCCUGGCUCUACAGACUGGUCUGACGGGUCUGGACCCUGAGAAGCGGUUCAUCCGGCUGUGCCGCAACUUCUGCCUGCUGUUCACAGCCAUCCUGCACUUCAUCCACAACAUAGUGAACCCGCUGCUCAUGUCGCUGAGCGCGUCGCACAACCCCGCGCGGCACCGGCACGUCCGGGCGCUGUCCGUGUGCGCCUUCCUUGUCGUCUUUCCCGUCGGGCUGCUUAUUUACCUCUGGUCGCAGCACACGAUGAGCACUUGGCUGCUCGCCGUGUCCGCCUUCAGCGUAGAGGUGAUCGUCAAGGUGAUCGUCUCGCUGAUGAUCUACUCGCUGUUCCUGAUCGACGCGUACCGCUCGACAUUCUGGGAGUCGCUGGACGACUACGUGUACUACAUCCGCGCCUUCGGCAACACGGUUGAGUUCUGCUUCGGCAUCUUCCUCUUCUUCAACGGCGCCUGGAUCCUGGUGUUCGAGUCGGGCGGCGCCAUCCGCGCCAUCAUGAUGUGCAUCCACGCCUACUUCAACAUUUGGUGCGAGGCGCGCGCUGGCUGGAGCGUCUUUAUCAAGCGCAGGACGGCCGUGAAGAAGAUCAACUCGCUGCCCGAGGCAACCGAGGAGCAGCUCGAGAAGCUGGACGACGUGUGCGCCAUCUGCUACCAGGAGAUGUCCAGCGCAAAGAUCACAAGGUGCAGGCACUUCUUCCAUGGCGUCUGCCUCAGGAAGUGGCUCUACGUGCAGGAUCGGUGUCCGCUCUGCCAUGAAAUAUUGCAUCUGGUCGAAGACGAUUAUGUGCCAGCAAAUUUCGACGACAAUGUCGGAAACGAGCAGUUUGACGCUCCUGCAGGCUUCGCUGAUCAAGACUUGCAGCAAUAAAAGGACUAUUCCACAACUGGGGGACACUCCACUGUUAAAUUUUCUGUCCGAAACUCGAGAGACGCAAGGACGCUUGUGUCGGAACAAUAAUCUACGCUGCUCAUGCCAACGCACGCUUGAUUUCCAUUUGUUGAAUUCCAAAAUUAGGAGUCCCUCGUUGCUGCAGAGUGAAAACAACGGACGUUUCUCUUGUGAAAUGCUCGGAAUUGUGAUUUUCUUCCAUGUUAGCUGACCCAAGUAAAUGAAUUCCAAACCAACGGUUCACUUACGAUUGGUAUUGUGGUUUUGCAUUGACACACACACACACUCGUGAUGCAGGGUUUCUUUGAAUAAUGUACUGUAACAGUCUUUGCUAAUUUGAUGUGGCGAUUGAAAUUUCGGUCACUCUCUUAAACAAUGUGUAUUCCACGAUUAUAUAAUGACAAACUUAAUACAAAUACUGUGUGACUGGAAACUUUUAAGCAACCCGGCUCAAUUGCUAAAUUUGGGAACCCUGUGGAAAUUAUUGUUUUCAACACACCAAUUGAGACUGACAAACUUAAGAAAGGGUUUUAGAAUAGUUUAUCUCGCUGCUGAAUAUUUAAUACGGAGGAAAUGUGCGCGUGAUCUUGGUUUAAUUAAAUGCCGCCAACUGGGUGAACUGCGAGCUGUUUAGUUUAGUUUAGUUUAGUGUCGCCGUUCACCGGGGAAGCUGGAUUUAUUUCUGCCAGAAACACGUUUAAUUCCUGUCGUGCAUCAGCCUAUACACAAUAGGCUUUUACAAACAAAAUGCGUGUAUACAUGUCGCACAUCUUGUUUGUAUGUCACUCAAUUAAAUUGCAACUUUUAAAUUUUAUUUCUUGUCCACUUUAAGGUUCUCAAGAUUGGUUGACAUGCCAUCUCAUGCAUUUUGAAGGAAAAAAGUGAAUUAAAUAAGGAAUUAUCUACUUA
Cloeon dipterum is the source of this 3190-nucleotide messenger RNA. RefSeq names its product protein TRC8 homolog. The transcript has 7 exons. Lineage: Eukaryota; Metazoa; Arthropoda; Insecta; Ephemeroptera; Baetidae. Gene Ontology annotation, cellular component: endomembrane system; endoplasmic reticulum. The record is from RefSeq and is a predicted model, not a curated record. Gene Ontology annotation, biological process: ERAD pathway. The coding region runs from base 281 to 2260 and encodes 659 amino acids.